Funneliformis geosporum is the source of this 146-nucleotide messenger RNA. Lineage: Eukaryota; Fungi; Glomeromycota; Glomeromycetes; Glomerales; Glomeraceae. The record is from the annotation of a GenBank genome assembly.
UAUAUGAAUUACAUUUUGAAUAUGAAGAAUUAUAUGAUUAUGAAAUAAAUAAACCAGAAGCAAAAGCUUUACUUGGUUAUUUACCUAUUAUAAAAACACAUAAUCAAAGUGAAAAAAAUUUUGAUACUUAUCGAAAAGCUAAUUGA